Molecule: messenger RNA, 1270 nt
Organism: Aspergillus saccharolyticus JOP 1030-1
Lineage: Eukaryota; Fungi; Ascomycota; Eurotiomycetes; Eurotiales; Aspergillaceae
Exons: 2
Coding region: 114-1229 (371 amino acids)
Biological process (GO): nucleoside metabolic process
Molecular function (GO): catalytic activity
Source: RefSeq, a predicted model, not a curated record
CCAGAAUCCUACGCGCUGCUCUGCUAUAAGUUAUUCAAGUGACAUUAUAUAAAGGUCCAUGCUCGAAAUGUCUUUUCGAAGAUGCCAGCUUUUUCGAUUCCAGUUGAAACAAGAUGGCCCUCCACCACCAGAUCAGAGAGGCAGUUGUUGAGAUAGGAAUCAUUUCCUCCUCGAAAAUCGUCCGCAGCUUUUUUCAAGCCACCGUGCAAGACGCUCUUCAUUUUACUGUUCAUAUCUCCGACAACCCCGAAGCCCCACCCACUGCUCACGAUGUGUAUACUACCGGCAGCAUUGGACAUCAUCCGGUCCUUUUGGCUGACAUUCAUGACGCUGAUCAAGCGUCCGCCGCUGCACUGGCACUGCGCUUUUAUUCACGUUAUCCACACCUCAAAGUUGUUUUCCUGGUUGGGAUUUGCGGUGGGAUGCCCACAGACAAGGAGAACAAUGAUAUAAUGCUCGGGGACGUGAUCAUAGGUAAAUCAGUCGUGCAGCAUGGCUUUGGACGUAUGUAUCCGGACGGGUUUGCCAUGAAGCACGGGGCAGAAGAUAGGGCCGCCAGACAAGGGCAUCGGCUUGAGUCCUUUGUUGCAAAGCUUGAAUCUAUGACUGAAGCUUUAGAAAGACAGAUGCAACCGCACCUCAGACGAAUAUUUCAGAGUGGCAAAGAUGGAGCUGAUUACUCAGGCUUGCAUGAAGACCGCUGCUUCGUGUCGAGCUAUCAGCAUAAGCACCAUAGUGCCACAGAUAGCUUAUGCACCAAUGAUGGCGUCUGCUGUUUUAGAGUUACGCAAACCUCCUGCGAGCAGCUUAAGUAUGACCCACAGUACCUGCAAUUUCGGAAUUCAGACAGGUACCAAUCGGCUAGGCAUUCCAAAAUUCACUUCGGGACAAUCGCAUCCGGAAAUGUGUCUAUACAGCAGGCGUGCGAGCGUGAUAAGCUCUUCAAGUCAACAGAUACUAUCGGCAUUGACGUCGAAACUGCUGCAGUGUGGGACUACGUUCCUUGCAUCCCCAUCAAAGGGGUUGCCCAUUAUUCGGACGGCCAUCAAUCUGGCAAUUGGGAACUACAUGCUGCCGCUAUAGCAACUGCCUGCGCAAUGGCAUGUCUGGAGCUUUGGCAAAAAUCCACGUCACAAAUCUCACAAGGGCCGCCGGCAGUUAUACCGAACUACGAGCUAAAAGGUUAUGAUCACAAGAUGAUCGCUGAGACAGGGCGCGCUAAGAAAUAGGACGUGAUGAAGGCUACGUAAACCGAUACGGCAUUUUUUGA